CUGGAGACGACUCCCAAAUUCGGGUCCUGCAGCUGCAGCUCGCCUAUGGCUGCCGAGCAGGAGGCCCUCGAUCAGAUGAUUGCGCCGCCCGACGAGGAAGAUUACUGCUGUGGAAGACGAUGACGCUUGGGGGUAUGAUGACAGGCAACAACUGGUGUCCUCUGCAUGUGCUUCAUCGAUUCCACCGGGAUUGAUGUGCAUGCUUGCAACAUGUUCGAUCAUAUUCCUCGCUGGACAUGCUCAAAUUCCACACCCUGUUGUUUGGGAUUUUACCUUGUGAUACUGCUACAAACUGCAAAAGACGCAGAGUGCUCCUUGUCAGAUAUCGCACGAUGAACACUCGUGGGUCUGUGUGGCGGCGCGCCUUUUGGCGUACCCCAGCAUCUAGUGCAAAGAAAACAAUUGAAGAGGCUGAAUGUGAUGUGUCACCGGAUUUAAGCCAAGUAAAAAUAAACAAGUCUGCAAACAAAGCUGAAACAGGGAAAUUAUUUAGUAGAAAUAGAGCUUGAAUGGCUCUCUAAGAGGGAAUCAUCAACUCCUCUCCACAGCAUGUUUGAUUUCUGUUAAUGUUAAAAGAUGUGCCUGAUUCAUCCUUUUUGAAAAAAAAAUGUCGUUUCCUCCACAUUAGGCCUUCAAAAUCUGGAAAGAAUUAAAACUACUGGUUCAGGUUGGUCGAUCAGGUCUCUGGUUUGUAAGGCCCAGAAUAUGGGUUCUGAUCCUGUGAUAGCGAUUGUUUUGUUGUGAUCCUUCCUAGUACAUUUGUAUUAUUGGUGCACAAAAAAGUUGAUAUCAACAUUUUUCUUGACCACAAGAAAUAUCAGGAACUGAGAGAAAGGAGAGAAAAGGACAGGGCCGUACUCUUGAACCACCCACUUGUUGUGAGGUGUUACUCACAGAUUCCACACCAGUGCUCCACCACAAAAUCCAUAAGAACUCUAAACAACAAUGAGAGCUAAGGUUCCAAGCUUGGCAGUUUCACGAUGCUGAUGCCAUUUCCAGCUCGGAUCUCUCAGACUAUACAUCCUGCCCCAAAGUUCUUUGGGUUGCAUCACUCCCAUGAUUGUAGAUGGUGGGGGGCUAGAAGUAAGGUGGUUUUUCCCCCUCUCUGUGCAAUUGGAGCCGGCAAUGGCGCUCCAUCUGGUGACAAUGUGAAGAAAAGACAGAUUGCGGAGCAUAUUAUUCUGCUUAGAACCAACCCUAACAUCUCCGAUGCUGAAGAAAAGGACAUGCUUGAUUACUUGUAUACAUGUCAGUAUCAGAUGAGAGGGAUACUUACAGUCUCAUUAGGCCGCAUAGAGGACCCUAAUAGUGAGAACUUCACGCAUGCUGUCUUCAUGCGUUUCCAGCAGAAAGAAGACAUUGCAAAAUUUCAAAGUAGCGCAUACUAUUCCAAAGUUCUCGAUGGCUAUGUGAAACCUGUUUCCUAUGGCUUGGUUUCUGUAGAUUUUGAAUCUGAGGUGGAAGAUGACAUUAUCCCUCUCUUCCGUAGAGGCGAGGAUUUUAACUACGGAGUUGAGUUUAUGUUGUUAAUAUCUUUCUCGGAGACUGCAUCCAAAGAGGCAGUGGAGGAUGCAUUAGCUCACCUUCAGAAUUUGAUCAUACAGUACAGUUCUUUUAUUGUGCAAGCAACCUUAGGUUGCUGUCUUAAUCAUAUCGACAAUCGGUACAGUCAUGCUGCAGUCAUCCGUUUUCCAUCACUUGACGACUUCAAAUUGUUCAGGGGGAGCAUCGAGUACAAGGAUAUGUGGGCAUCGAAGUUUCGUCAGUACACUACGAGGUCUCUCGACCUGUAUUUCAUCGUUGACCCGGUGGGCAACCAGCUCAUGUAGUUGCGCUUUCGAAAUUAAUGGACUGGACUGCCUCGGCUCGGUAGAGUUUUUAGUUUUUGAAAGGAAGAGAUGUUAAUUCCAAUUAUUCUCUUACAAGUUUGAUGUGUGUGUCACCUCACCAAUAUGCUCCUCCAUGCACUGCUAUGCUUAUAACCGUGUCCAGAUUGGUGAUCAUAUGUAAACUCUUUUCAUGUGACUAACUUCGGAUGAUUUGGACGA
This is a messenger RNA of Lolium rigidum, 2048 nucleotides long. RefSeq lists its product as uncharacterized. The record is from RefSeq and is a predicted model, not a curated record. The transcript has 11 exons. NCBI's taxonomy places the organism in Eukaryota, Viridiplantae, Streptophyta, Magnoliopsida, Poales, Poaceae. Bases 981 to 1829 code for a protein of 282 amino acids.